AUGCCAACCCAACUUCACUACCGUUCCCCUAAGAGCGAAGCGAGUCCUGAUUCAGCCGGUCCGAUUUAUAAGUCUUCUUCCAUAUCGUCGCCCGAGGAUCAGAGUCUGUGCUCCAAGUCGAAUAGUCGCAAGCGAAAGUCGUCAGUGGAACUUGACGACGAUGAUGAUGACGAUCUUGAUAGCCACCAACCAGUGAAAAAGACGGCUCACAACAUGAUUGAGAAGAGAUAUCGCACUAAUCUCAAUGAUAAGAUUGCAGCUCUGCGAGAUAGUGUACCAAGUCUACGCAUCAUGUCGAAGAGCGCGAGGGGCGAGGACACGACCGAGGACAGAGAAGAGUUACACGGCUUAACACCUGCGCACAAACUUAAUAAGGCCACGGUCCUAAGCAAAGCUACCGAGUAUAUUAGGCAUUUAGAAAAAAGAAAUAUUCGGCUCGUCGAUGAGAACUCGGCCAUGCAGCAACGAAUAGCUGCUUUCGAGAAACUCUUCAUGGCGGGUGCGAUGAACGGUGCAGUCAGUCCCUUGCAGCAAACGACGCCUUCCACGCCCAUACAAUACUCGCAAGAGCCUAAUGGCUACGGAAACUCAGCUAUGGGCACAUCGGGUCAGACUGACCCCCAGGGUAUGAUACAGGUACCUGAAGAUAUGAAGCGUAUAAUUGCCGCCCAGUUGGCGACGGGUCAGCCGUAUCCAGUACCGCCAAGGCCGUUUGGCGGUAAUCACAAUCCCAAUUUGAUACGUCAACAGCAAAUCCAACAGCAACAACACCACAUUCAAGCAAGAGGCUGGCAGAAUGCUGGUCCUUACUUUGGAAAGUUGAUGGUUGGCUCCCUAGCCGGGUUGAUGCUUCUGGAGGCCGUUCGGGAGAACGAGCAAAGCAACGAGACGCCGGAGGGCCGUGGUCUCUUCGCCGUGCCCAUACGCCUUCUCAGUUUACUUACAUCCUCGUUGAAUAUUAACUUUAUGGGUUAUCAUUUUCAAGGUGCGCAGGUAUUAUAUUCUAUUAGGGUUGCAUUGCUGCUCUGUAGUAUUUGGUGGGCUGUCUUCCCCUCGCUCAUGGAACGUAGGCCACCAAGUGUGCAGGGUUCCAAACAGCAGAAACAGGCUUCCCUGAAAGCAGUACCAUCUCUGGCAUCUCCUAUCCACGUGCGUCGUCAAGCAUGGCUUACAGCCAUCCAGACAGUCUGGGUCCCACGGCACAAUUUCUUCCUCGAGGCUGCCGCCCUUGGUCUCAAGACAAUGAAGCUGAGCCUGAGGAAUCUCAUCGGAAUCCAUGGUUAUCAGAUGCUGACGGGUCUUACGGAGGACGAAGAGCUUGCCCGUGUCAAGGCAUGGGCAAUCGCCCUAGACGCUCAACUAGCCGGAGGAGAUGUCGAGAUCAGCAAGAGCCGGCUAACUCUAACCUUGCUCGCUUCGGGAACUCUCCCCACCACACCACUUCGGUUGAUGCUUAAGGCGCUCCAUAUUCGAGUUCUGUUGUGGGAAGUUGGCCUCUCCGGUAUCCAGCUUGGCAUAUUCAACACAUUUGCGUCUAAAUUGGCUCGAGCAAAAUGGAAUGAGGCAAAACAACUACACAGACUCCUCACGCAGCUUCGCCGUGGCGGCCAGGAACAAUCUGAUGACGAGCUACCUGAUCACCUAGCUGCCUUGCUUGAGCAAGAUUGUGAUAUGGUCCUGAAUCCAAAUAUCGUUCAAAGGGCACAUAAUCUCGCCUGGAACCGCCCAACCGACUACAACGCCAUUGGAAUCGUUGAUGGUAUGGAUACUGUGGUAGAAGACUUGGCAGUCCGCUCGCCAAUGGACGCUGUUGCAGCCUGGUGGUCAAACAUGACGCUACAAGGUGCACUUACGAAUAGUCUUCUGGCGCAAGAGGAUGAUGCGGACACAGUCCAACAAGUCGAGGAUGAUGUGUCACUAGCCAUUAGAACCGCCCCGAUUGGAUCCAUCGCCCAAAAUCGUGCUUUGGUUGCACGCGCGCUACUCUUUGAGGAGAAACGAAACAUCAACAUUAUGGCUGCAUUGCAAGCUAUUGGACCUGUAACCCCGGUUCUCUCAUCAAAUAGUCCCUUGGGCAGCCCUACCCUCAUGACCACCGAGAUGCGCACUGCUCUCCUAUGUGCCAUGGCCAUCGCCCAUCUUCAAAAAUUCUCUCCCCCUGAGGAGCCUGUGGAUAUCUAUGGUGUAAUCGAUCAGAUCCACCCCAUCAGUGAAAUGGGAUUGCUCGGUUACACCGCUACUUUCAAAUUAAUGGACCGACUUGCUAGUCAUGAGUUCGCUGCAGAAGCUUGUGCUGAUACGCUAGAGCGCCUCUCGGGGACACUGCGGAUAUGGACUGGGAAAGACUGCGGACUUGAGCCAGAAGUUCGGCACCAGAUGAUUGAACGAUGUUUGACCGUAACCCGUGGUGUUGUUGGAAUGGGCAUCGACACCGAUACCGGCUAUGGCAGCAUCAGUCAUGAUUUGGACUACGCAAAGCGUCUCCGAUCCAAACCCAAUCGACUAGAUGCUAAGCGGCGUCCAACUUGUAUGUUUACCUAG
Molecule: messenger RNA, 2541 nt
Organism: Daldinia loculata
Lineage: Eukaryota; Fungi; Ascomycota; Sordariomycetes; Xylariales; Hypoxylaceae
Exons: 4
Coding region: 1-2541 (846 amino acids)
Biological process (GO): positive regulation of transcription by RNA polymerase II; SREBP signaling pathway
Molecular function (GO): protein dimerization activity
Source: RefSeq, a predicted model, not a curated record